UCGCACGCUAAACAUUAAGUCCAAGUGGUUCGUUGUUUGCGGUGAACCAUAUUUUGUUGAUAUCAAGUUCGGUUCGGGCGUUGCUAUUUGUAAAUUGUGCUUUAAAUAAUCUCUAUAAAUUGCUUAUAAAUUUUAAGCGGUAGUCACUUCAUUAACAACAGAAUGGCUCUUCGUGCGCAGUUCGAAAACAAUGACGAUAUAGGUGUAUUCAGCAAACUAACAAAUUCCUACUGUCUGGUCGCGAUUGGUGGAUCGGAAGCUUUCUACAGCUCGUUUGAAUCGGAACUUGCUGAAACCAUUCCGGUGGUGCACGCCAGCAUUGCCGGUUGUAGAAUCAUCGGUCGGCUGACGGUAGCCAACAAAAAUGGGUUGAUCGUUCCCGGAAGCACAACGGACGUUGAACUGCAGCAUCUGAGAAACUCCUUGCCAGACUCGGUUAAAAUUCAACGCGUCGAAGAACGGUUAUCAGCCUUGGGAAAUGUGAUUGCUUGCAACGAUUACGUUGCACUGGUGCAUCCCGAUAUCGAUAAAGAGACAGAAGAAAUCAUAGGUGAUGUGCUUGGGGUAGAGGUCUACCGUCAAACUAUAGCGAACAACGUGCUGGUGGGAGCGUACUCCGUUCUAAGCAACCAGGGUGGUUUGAUCCACGCAAAGACGCCUACCUCAGAGCUGGAUGAGUUGGCUUCGUUGUUACAGAUUCCGUUGGUGGCCGGCACAGUUAAUCGCGGAUCAGAAGUGCUUGCGGCCGGUGUGGUUGUAAAUGAUUGGUGUGCUUUCUGCGGAAUGAGUACGACUUCGACCGAACUUUCAGUGGUGGAAAGUGUAUUCAAAUUGAACGAAGCACAGCCAGCAGGAGUAACGAACAAUCUGCGAGCGUCGUUGAUCGAGGCGAUGACGUAAAUUCUACAGGUGUCUGAUAACUCAAGUUAUUAAAGUAAUAAAUUUACUAAAAGUAUGAACAUUGCAAAUGUCAUAUAUUAUAUUAUGUACAAUAUUGCAAAUAACAGCGGUCUUUUGUAAAAUAUACCGAAGCCAAGUAAAUCACUAUUAUCUGCCAA
This is a messenger RNA of Topomyia yanbarensis, 1058 nucleotides long. RefSeq names its product eukaryotic translation initiation factor 6 (gene eIF6). Gene Ontology annotation, cellular component: cytosol; nucleolus; preribosome, large subunit precursor. Gene Ontology annotation, molecular function: ribosomal large subunit binding. The record is from RefSeq and is a predicted model, not a curated record. Lineage: Eukaryota; Metazoa; Arthropoda; Insecta; Diptera; Culicidae. The transcript is spliced from 4 exons. Gene Ontology annotation, biological process: maturation of 5.8S rRNA; cytosolic ribosome assembly; maturation of LSU-rRNA. The coding region runs from base 163 to 900 and encodes 245 amino acids.